CCACACCUGUCUUCCAGACAACAAGAAGCUUUACAUUCAAAAACGAUUGAUUAGUUAGUCAAGCGAGGCAAUCCUCCGACACAAUGUCCGCAUCAACCCUCCGACGAUUCUUCACCCUCAACGCCCGCCUCGGCAAGCAGGCGCAAUCUUCCUCGGCCCGCCGCAGCAGCAGCGCAUUGCAGAAUGGAACCCCAUUUUUGGCGCUGAAAGCUGCUCGUGCUGGACAGAGGUGUCUCUGGACAUCAUCGAGGACCAGCGUGCUUGCACCUUUGCGCCCCAGUUUCACCUCCCAGGAGUUCAUCCGCUGGAAUAGCGGUAAGAGUGGGCAGGGGUGGAAGCAAUGGAAAUUCGAAGACAUAAACGCUUCCCUCCCCGCCGACACCCCCAACUCCCCCUCUCAAACCCCGCAAAAGAACCUAAUCCUCGUCGACGUCCGCGAACCCGCCGAACUAAAAGGCGGCAUUCUCCCCUCCGCCGUCGCCGUCCCGCUAGCCUCGCAACCAGAUGCGCUCUUCCUGUCCCCCGACGAAUUUGAAACGCGCUUUGGAUACCCGAAGCCUGGUGUGGAGGGAGAGGGGGAUAUCGUGUUUUAUUGUAAGGCGGGGGUUAGGGCGCGGGCGGCGGCGCAGUUGGCGGUGCAGGCGGGGUAUGAUGUUGAGAGGGUGGGGGUUUAUGAUGGGAGUUGGUUGGAUUGGGUUAAGAGGGGUGGGAAGGUUGAGGAGUGGGAGGGGGAGGAUUAUUGAUUUCGUCUGAGGGUUUGAGUUGAGGGGGUAGAGACUGGGUGGUGGAAUAUUGUACAUAUGCGGUUAUUAUACAUAUCAAAAUGUGAAGUGUUAAGCAAGUGUCGGCC
This is a messenger RNA of Aspergillus glaucus CBS 516.65, 850 nucleotides long. RefSeq names its product rhodanese-like domain-containing protein. Gene Ontology annotation, cellular component: mitochondrion. The transcript has 2 exons. The coding region runs from base 84 to 743 and encodes 219 amino acids. The record is from RefSeq and is a predicted model, not a curated record. Gene Ontology annotation, molecular function: thiosulfate-cyanide sulfurtransferase activity. NCBI's taxonomy places the organism in Eukaryota, Fungi, Ascomycota, Eurotiomycetes, Eurotiales, Aspergillaceae.